Messenger RNA from Sardina pilchardus (European sardine), 2507 nucleotides. It is a transcript of the gene dixdc1a, whose product is annotated as DIX domain containing 1a. The record is from RefSeq and is a predicted model, not a curated record. The transcript is spliced from 15 exons. Lineage: Eukaryota; Metazoa; Chordata; Actinopteri; Clupeiformes; Clupeidae. The coding region runs from base 111 to 1445 and encodes 444 amino acids. Gene Ontology annotation, molecular function: frizzled binding. Gene Ontology annotation, biological process: canonical Wnt signaling pathway. Gene Ontology annotation, cellular component: cytosol.
GGGGGGCACAGGGGGGGCUCCGGCGGUGAUGAUUCUGAGCCUGGACCACAACAAACCUCCGGGGCAGGACUGGACAGGAGCGGCAUGGGAGGCUAGCAGGACGCACAGCCAUGGGAGCCAAACAAAUGAAAUGCUUGAGCGCAUCCAGUCCCACUCAUGCUCCUAAAGAUGAGUACAUUAUCGCACGCUCCGAGGAGCUGGAGACCGCCACUGACCAGCCGACUGCAGAGUCGCACAGCAGAAAAGAUGAUGUAGAAAAGUCCUGCACGCCAGGGCCCCACCAUGACACCGAGCAUGCUGGGACAGUGGAGGACUCCUCCUGGGAGGACCAGCUGUUUGCUCAGCAGGAGCAGCUGGAGAAGGAGAUGCAGGAGACCAGGAGGAUGGUCACUCGACUGCAGGCGCUGCUCCUGCACGGCUCGCUCCCCGAGGAUGAGCAGGGCGUCCCUCUGGGCUUCGGAGAGACCUGCACCAACGCCGAACAGCAGAUGAUAUUAAUCCGCAGCCGGCUCGACCAGAGUGUGGAGGAGGCUCUGGACCUUAAGAGGGAACUCAUGCGGUACAAACAGGAGGCCCGCAACCUUCAGGCAGUCAAGGAUGCCAUGCAGCAGCGCAUGUCUGCUCAGGAGGACUCUGUCCUGCAGCUGAAGCAAGAGCUGCUCAGGUCCGGCAUGGCCAGAGAGGAGCUGGCUGGACAGAAUGUGGAGCUGCAAAGGAAGCUGGGUGAUCGCAACAAAAUCCUGACUGAAUAUAAAAAGGAGAUGGGUCAGAAGGACAAACUGUUGCAACAGCAGCAACACAAACUGGACGAGGCCGUGAGGAAAGCCAACACCAGCCACAGGCUGUCGGGAUGUGAGAAUAAUGGCUACAGUCACAUGAUGGAGGGUCCUCCGCCUCCCUACCAACACAGAACAGCUGAUGAACUUCAGCUGGUGCGUGACGCCCUGCGUAGUCUUAGGAACAGUUUUGGGGGUCACGACCCCCAGCACCACACGCUGGACACUCUGGAGCAGGGCCUCGGUAGCCUCAUGGAGAGACUUCACACACACGACACACGGCAGGACAAGAAGGGCCCCAGCAAGUCUCCAGGGAGGAGAGCCAACCACACUGACCGGGAAUCGUGGCCGUCCAGCACCAAGAUGGCGCAUUCCCACAGCAGUCCAGUGCUCAGUGCAUCUGUGUCCACUAAAGUCCUCUACUUCACGGACCGCUCCCUAACGCCCUUCCUCAUCAACAUCCCCAAGAGGUUGGGGGAGGUGACACUGCGGGACUUCAAGGCCGCUGUUGACCGACAUGGCAACUUCAGGUACCACUUCAAAGCUUUAGACCCGGAGUUUGGCACGGUGAAGGAGGAGGUGUUCCAGGAAGAUGCCAUCAUCCCAGGUUGGGAGGGAAAGAUUGUGGCGUGGAUCGAGGAGGACCACAGUGACACCAGACUGAACUGAAGGAGCCUGAGCCAUGCCUGUGUGAGUGAGUGUGUGUGUGUGUGUGUGUGUGUGUGUGUGCACACCAUUCCCCUCGUCAUGAGAGGACACCCACAGACUCACAGGACCAAUGGACUUUGAGAUUGCAGACACGGAGAAUGCCUGAUGUGGAGACAGUGGCGACGGAAAAUAAUCUGUGACGUAUGUACAGUGGCGACAAAGAGAGACCUGUGACCUAUAGAAUGUGGCGACGGACAAGGAUUUGUGAUGCGUAGAUUGUGGCGAUGGAGAGGAAUCUGAUUGUGGAGAUGGAGAAGGAUCUGUGAUGUGUAGAUUGUGGCGAUGGAGAAGGAUCUGAUUGUGUAGAUUGUGGCGAUGGAUGGAGAAGGAUCUGAGAGGUACUGUACGUACUGUGGCAAUGGAGAAGGAUCUGUAUCGUGCUGAUGUGACUUGUGUAAAUAUCUCUUCAUGAAAACAUUCCCAAACACACUGUGCACCUCCCAGAACACCUAAACAUGUGAUUCAUUUACCAGGGUGGGGGGUGGGGAUGCGUGUGUGUAUAUGUGUGUGUGUAUAUAUGUGUGUGUGUUUGUGAGAGAGAGAGAGAGAGAGAGAGAGAGAGAGAGAGAGUGAGAGCGAGAGAGAGCAGGUUGAAGAAAGACGUUGUUUAUAUGUUGUUUAUGCCGACCUGUAAAUACUCUCUGCCUGUAUUGACAUAAUUGUCUGCUUCAACAUUGUGAAUGUCACUGUUUGAUAAAUGAUUGUUACCCUGGCAACCACUCAGCACCUCAUUCCCCUGCACCCCUCACAAUGUCUGAUAGCAGCAGUGUGUCCAGAUUCUGUCUGUGGAUGCUGAAUUAUGGACAGGAGGGGGGUGGUGUGUUCUGUCACAAAUGUACACUAUUUAUUGGAACUGUCAUUUCUAGGAUUUCAGACAUCUCUGGUUUGUAAUAGAGACAGAUGGGACCAAUGUUUGUAACAUUUGUUACUGUCUGAGAAUAAAAAAAAGUAUGGAUAUAUAGAAAAAGAACUGUAUUUGGGUUUUGUAUAUAACUUCACAAUAAACAUGUCUCAUCUGUGGUG